This is a messenger RNA of Talaromyces proteolyticus, 4299 nucleotides long. RefSeq names its product ABC multidrug transporter. Gene Ontology annotation, biological process: transmembrane transport. The coding region runs from base 52 to 4299 and encodes 1415 amino acids. Gene Ontology annotation, cellular component: membrane. The transcript has 3 exons. Lineage: Eukaryota; Fungi; Ascomycota; Eurotiomycetes; Eurotiales; Trichocomaceae. The record is from RefSeq and is a predicted model, not a curated record. Gene Ontology annotation, molecular function: ABC-type transporter activity; ATP binding; ATP hydrolysis activity.
CCCGCUGCGCAAUUUGAAGUGGGUUAGGAAUUGUGUUAGGUGCAAAUUAUCAUGUAUUCAGAUAAAGAUGGCUCGGCGACACUUCAAUCGCAAACUGUGUAUCGUUCGCGCAUACGAUUGCUGCUACCAAUCACUAAUUUGCUGUCGUGGGCCGGUUUUGGCAUUGCGCUUUUGAGAGGGGAUUUCGCUUCGCUGUCGAUGAAGAAAGAGAGCAUUUUGGAAUGGGAUAGUUAUUUGUGGCCUCUCCUCAUUUUCAAUAGUCUCGGCCUGUAUAGGAAAGACAAUCCUAUCGAUAUUUACGCUGCCGCACUGAGAGGGCUAUUUGGAUCGGCCCUAAUUACUGUUUCCCAAUGUCUACGGAUAGGUUCUUGUGAUACACCGCCAUUCUCCAUAUUAUCAUUUUUACAACUUUCGACAUCGGCUCUUCUAGCGCUCGUUCAGACGCUAUUUCCCCGCCGACCAGAUGUCUUCAUGCCAGAGGGAAAGCUUGUCGAUCGUGAGGGCAGCUCAUCUGCUUUCCAACGAUACUCGAUGCAAUGGUGCACCAGCGCUCUUCUUCUAGCCGGAAAUGUUACGACUGUAAACCAACUCCCCGUCUUGAAUUUUCAGACAAGAUCAAAGAGUCAGCCUUUACUAGGGUUAGAUAUGCCCAGAACGAUAUUGUGGGAUCAAAUUCUUACCCAGCGUUUCCUUGGGUUUGCUAAACAGUGGACUCUAAUGCUGGUGCGAUCAGCGGUGUCUUUUGGUUCGCCCUACUGUGUCAUGCAGUUACUCAAUAGUCUAGAAAGUGACAAUGGUCGUACCGAGAGCGCCUGGAUCUGGCUGAUAGGUCUUGGUGUAUUUUCUACCAUGCACACAGUUAUCAAUCACCAUUUGAUAUGGAUACAAUGGUCAGAAAUGGGCAUUCCAGUUCGCGCGCAACUAAUCAUGAGCAUUUUCCAAAAAGCACUAAGAAUGAAAGACGUCAAGAGCCUGUCAGGAAAGACCAGCCGAGAACAUGGGAAUAGAAAGACUCGUUUGGCAGACAAGCCCGAAGCUAUAAACCUCAUUUCAACGGAUACUCUCUCUUUCAGCAAGUUCACUGCUGUGAAUUACAUCAUCCCCUCAUUAUUCAUCCGCUUCUUCUUUGCGAUGUUGUUUCUUGUGAAACUAAUCGGCUGGCAAAGCACACUUGUUGGAAUAUUCGUCACGCUAGCAUGCAUCCCAGUACACGCCUUCGUAGUGAACCGGCAGCGUGCUGCAGUCAAGAAGCUGACGGGCGCACUCGACAAGAAGACACAAGCGAUCGUUGAGGCGCUGAAUGCCCUGCGCCAGAUCAAGUUCUCCGCCUCAGAAACACAAUGGGAGGAAUAUAUCCACACGUUCAGGGAUCAGGAGAUCGAGUAUAUGGACCAAAACUUCAAAGCGAGCAAUAUCAAGUCGGUAUGGGGUGUCACGGCCCCUUUUCUUGUUGCUGGCGCUGCGAGCUUCGCUUAUACCCGUCUACACGGCGGUCUCAAACCGUCUAUUAUAUUUCCGAUGAUUGAGUUGUUGCCUCAUCUGCAAGGAACCUUGGGGUUUGCUCCGUUUGUUUUUCAGGAUUAUUUUGGGGCAAGGGUGAAUGCGAAGCGGAUGGAUAGGUUUUUGAGAAGAUUGGAGCAUAAGAGUGCUUUAGGAGCGAGUCCCGAUGGUUCGGUGACGUUCCGUGAUGCUUCGAUUGCAUGGCCAAUUGAGGAAGAGUCUAGUGAUAAACACUCUCAGAGGCUUUGUCUUCAUGGAGUAAGUCUUGAAUUUCCCGUUGGACAGCUCAGUAUUAUUACCGGGAAGACAGGGUCCGGCAAGAGCCUAUUACUGUCUUCUAUCAUUGGUGAAGCGGAUAUUCUUGACGGCCAGAUUAACGCGCCAUCAAUGGUAGAAGGACAUCCAGUUGCCUUUGUUUCCCAAACUCCAUGGCUUCAAAAUGUAACAAUCAAAGAAAACAUUCUUUUCCAUAGCCUAUUUGACGCGGAAAGAUACGAUAAAGUUCUCACAGCCUGCGCAUUGACACCCGACCUUCUGGCUCCUCCUAAAGGGGAUGAGGCUGUGAUCGGUCUUCGCGGUGUUAAACUUAGUGGAGGACAGCGUGCUAGACUUUCUCUUGCAAGAGGACUAUACUCUUCUUCUCAAUUACUAGUCAUGGAUGACAUCUUCUCGUCUUUAGAUGCCCUUGUGUCCAGGGAGGUGUUUAAUGCCCUGACAGGGGAACUUGGUGUUGGCCGCACCCGUAUUCUGGCAACGCAUCAGGUGUCAUUAUGUUUGCCGAAAGCGAAAUACUUCGUUCAACUUGAAAAUAACACUAUCAAGUACGCCGGUGAUACGGAGUAUAUCAGGGACAGUCAUACUCAAGAAUCGGAGGCGGGAUCAGACACUUCAAUGCCUUUAUCGGUGGAGGAUAAGGAGAAGUCAAAUUCUGGCGACAUCCUUGUCCAAACAAAACCCACCUCUAAAACGGCAAAGCCAAAAGCGAGAACGGAUUUGAAGGUGUACAUGCGUUACUUUGCUGCGGCCGGAGGCGUCCAAUUCACAUUAGUCUUUUUCCUAGGACUUCUUGCUAAACAGCUCUUGAGUGCAGUGACAACAUGGCUUCUCGGACGUCUAAACUCAUCGCGUCCAAAUGUACACGGAAACAGUGACGAUACUAGAAACAUUCUACCGUUGAUUGAAAAUGUGGACAGCGGGCUGCAAAAGUACUUUUAUCUAUACCUGUGCAGUUCUAUUUCAGCGAUCAUAUUAGAGUGGUUAUUCAACCUGUUUGCUUCACGUGGAUCAAUUCGUGCGUCAAAAGCUCUUUGUCAUGAGAUGACUUAUCGCGUACUUCGCAUGCCGCUUUUGUGGAUUGAUAAUACUCCUUUUGGAGAUAUGCUCAAACGCUUCACUGCGGGCACGAGAAUGGUGGAUGAUUUGGUGCUUGGUACGAUAUCCGAGUUCACAGAUUGUUUUGUCAAACUCGUCGUGGUUAUUGGUGUUGGAUUAUAUACCUCGCAAUAUACAAUAUUCCUUACAAUCGCCCUACUAUUCUGGUGUGCCCGAUUGAGUCGGGACUAUAUCAAAGCUCGCACGACCGUGAAACACGCCGACUCCAGACCAACCGCUGAUAUUCUUGAACAUUUCACCUCCUCGACAGCCGGGAUAUCAACGAUCCGCGCAUUCGGCACAGUCGACCAGACCGUCGAGAAAAUGCACCAACAUAUUGACAAGUUGUCAACGGCGAGACGCCACUUCUGGAUAUUCAAUCGCUGGCUCGGUCUCCAGAUGUCGUUUGCGGGGAUCUUGUUCAGUAUGGGUACCGCGGUGAUUCUUCUUUCAUCGAGCUCGGUUAUUCCGACUUCGGUCAUUGGGUGGACGCUCACCUUCUCAACGGAGUUUUCACAGGCGAUUUUCAAGGCGGUGAAUAGCUUUGGUGUUCUUGAAACGCAUAUGGAGGCAGCCAGGGCGGUUCUGGAGUAUGGGGAUCUUGAGAAUGAAGACCAAGCAGGUCAUGAUGUACCUACAGACUGGCCGUCGAAUGGGAAGGUGGAAGUUAACGGUCUUGACGCUGCCUACUCGCCCACGCUCCCGAGGGUGUUGAACGAUGUGACUUUUACAGUCGAAGGUGGGCAGAAGAUUGGGAUUGUAGGUCGAACUGGCGCUGGCAAAUCGUCACUGACCUUGUCCCUACUCCGCCUGCUGACUCCCAUUAAUGGGUCCAUCUCUAUCGACGGGAUCGAUAUAUCGACAAUAAAGCUGCAGGAUUUGAGGUCCAGAGUCACGUUUAUCCCGCAGGAUCCCGUGCUAUUCUCUGGAACAGUUCGGACUAAUCUUGACUACUUCGGGCAUUUCCCGGAAGAGAGACUCAAACAAGCGCUGCGACGUGUGAAACUGUUCGCAGAACCUGGCGAGAAAGAAGUCUCAUCUUCAUCCUUGUUUACCCUUGACUCACCAAUCAGCGCUGGCGGAUCGAAUAUCUCGCAGGGCCAGAGACAACUGUUCUGUCUCGCACGUGCAUUGACCAAGAACACGAAGAUUAUUAUUCUCGACGAAGCAAUUUCGGCGGUGGAUAGCAAGACAGACGCUUUGAUUCGGGAGACUAUUAUAUCGGGAUUUAACACGACACUGAUUGUCGUCGCCCAUCGCUUGAGUACUAUUGCGAGCUUUGAUAGGGUUAUGGUGAUGAGUGAUGGUAAAGUGGCAGAGAUUGGAGAACCAGCGAGACUGUUGAAAGAUAAGGGACUGUUCUAUGAUCUUGUUCAAGACAGCGAGGACAAGGAGCUUCUGGUGACAACAAUCGCAAAUCAGAUGUGA